Molecule: messenger RNA, 144 nt
Organism: Pyricularia pennisetigena
Lineage: Eukaryota; Fungi; Ascomycota; Sordariomycetes; Magnaporthales; Pyriculariaceae
Exons: 1
Coding region: 1-144 (47 amino acids)
Source: RefSeq, a predicted model, not a curated record
AUGGUUGUGGUGUGGGAUUGGACGGUCUGGUGUGGACCCAGACUAGCCAAAGAGGAAGGGUGUGGAGGUGUGCACUCUGUCAAGUUGAAAACACCAACGGCACAGCGGGUGAUACACAGAUCAGCAUCAAGCGAAAAGCAUUAG